Durusdinium trenchii is the source of this 1053-nucleotide messenger RNA. The record is from the annotation of a GenBank genome assembly. NCBI's taxonomy places the organism in Eukaryota, Dinophyceae, Suessiales, Symbiodiniaceae.
AAGAAAGAUAGCGCAGAUAGUGCUAAAACAGCGCCGCAAUCUUUGAUUCCACUGGACGAUGCAAAUGCGUUCUCUACCGAAGACUUUUGUAAGGCCUUCAAUGAAUCCCCAGAAGCGCAAGCGCUUCGCAUGGUCUUCAGAGGUUGCAAUGUGCUCUUUCUGAAACAGGUGGAGACGCGGUUGAGCUCUUUGGUUUGGGACGCUUACCAAUUCUUGGCCAACACGAAGUCUGUGGUUGUGAACGCGCAGGCAAGCAAACCUGAAGUCAGAGUCAAGGUUCCCAUUCCGGAUGAAUUGUGCUUGCCCUUGGUGGGUGGAAAGUUUUCUCCCUUCAAGACUCCUGGCUCUAUGUUCCUUUGCCAUUUCUUUGGAGUUGAGUGGUACAUGGACAAGCCCAUCGGCAACACCGCAGACUUUUGCAUUCCAGCCACGGCUGCAAAGACUGUAACACGGUCUGACUUGGCUUUCUUCAAGUCCAUCCAGAAGGAGCUCACUGUUGUGGCCAAGCACAGUAUUUACGGUGGCGACAACGAUUUGGAUUUGGUUCUUUUGGAGAGGCAGUGGAUCACAUCAGCUACGAAAGCCAAAAAAGCAACCGCAAAGAAGGCGAGCAAGAAGAAAGCACAGGCGGCUUCAGAGCAGGAUGAUCGAACUACACCAAACCAGGAACGCGAGGGAAACCGAGAGAUGUUUGCGCAGCUUGGUGUGGACAUGCCAGUCAGUGCAGAAGAGCAAGUAAAAUUGCUCAAGGAGUUGCUCGAGACAGACACCAAGUUGGAUGAGUGCAUCCGCAACGCCAAGAACUCAGUGAAGAAACCCGAGACUGUUGCAAUCAACAAGCUUGCAACAGAUGAUGAGAAGCACAGCCGUAGCCACCGAGCAAAACUGAUGGCUGAAGCGAUCGAGGCAGCCAAGAAGUAUGAGAAUGCCAAGGCUGCCGCAUUGAUCAAUGAGGAGAAGAAGGGUGUUCGUGUGGCAGUUCCCAAGAAGAAGGCAGCUAAAAGUGAUGAGGCCAAGUUAGUCCUUGCGCUUGGCAAGCACUUGCUGAAGUAA